Drosophila ficusphila is the source of this 1095-nucleotide messenger RNA. RefSeq lists its product as uncharacterized. The transcript has 4 exons. The record is from RefSeq and is a predicted model, not a curated record. Bases 140 to 895 code for a protein of 251 amino acids. NCBI's taxonomy places the organism in Eukaryota, Metazoa, Arthropoda, Insecta, Diptera, Drosophilidae.
CUGCACCUGCUCUCUCAUUCUCGCGGCGAUAUCGAUAAACGUAGGUGUGCCUUUACUGCGCCUGUGUGCGUGUGUAUGUGUCAGCAGUGGAGUUUUGUUGUUUAUCCGUAAAUUCUGCACUAGUUUAGACUGUUCCAAGAUGUCCUACGCAGCGGAGCGAGCAUUAUCAUUUCUGUAUCCCCUGGCGAUCGUCUCCUCGGUGAUAUGCUGCAUCACAUCGGCGGUGGCCUGGUCGCACUGGCGGUAUGUCCUCAAUGCCUGCCCGGAUACCAACUGCGGCUGCGUGCUGCAUAGCAGGAGUACGUACAACAGCUUCGAGGGAGGAAACAUCGCCUAUUGCCAUUACGCCACCUACGGACUCCUGUUGCCGCUGCUGUUCGCCGUGGUUCUGGGCGUUUAUCACGGAUAUAGGAUGUGCAUCGGGCGUGGCAAGCCGAAGGCGGGAACAACCACCAUCCGGCAGCGCUCUGGAGACAUGGUUGUGGUCACCACCGAGUCCGAACUUACUCCCGAUGGCCUCUCACCUUAUUAUUGGCUCCCUGCCACCGUUAUCUCUGUCAUCAUGGCCAUCUACCAGCUGAUCUACUCUGCCAUAUUCACCGACGGAUUCGAAGUGACCUGCAAGCAAUAUCGGGAGUCGCUUCUGAAGGAGAUCCAGGGUGUGGGCAACAUAGUGCCCGUGAUCAAGUCUCGUCUGUCAUGCGCUGCAGUCUUCGAUUUUAUGGACUACCUGGUGGAGAGCGUAUCCUACGAACGAAGGCGCUAUGGACGUAUUAACACUGCCGCAUGCUUGUAUUUCACAAUGGUUUUCACCUGGAUAGCUCUGUUCGCCUGGUUGGUCAUCUGCGUGAUCAAUAUCGUCCACCUGCGACGUACAAAAGCCGCCAGAGUUUGAAGAUGCCCGACUUUAGAAAGUUGAAAUGAAACAAAAUUCAAGCACAUUCGCCUUAUUCUUAAUCGUAGCCUUACGAAGCGCCACUUAUUUAUUAGAAACCACACAUUGAUUACGUCCACGGUUAAAACCGCCAUUUGAACACAUUGUACAAAUAAAUGUAUGAACAACGAAAGAUUCAUUAAAUCACGAAAUCAUUUAUA